Neoarius graeffei (lesser salmon catfish) is the source of this 2892-nucleotide messenger RNA. Its product is annotated as teashirt homolog 1-like. The transcript has 3 exons. NCBI's taxonomy places the organism in Eukaryota, Metazoa, Chordata, Actinopteri, Siluriformes, Ariidae. The record is from RefSeq and is a predicted model, not a curated record. Gene Ontology annotation, molecular function: DNA binding; DNA-binding transcription factor activity, RNA polymerase II-specific. Gene Ontology annotation, biological process: regulation of transcription by RNA polymerase II. Gene Ontology annotation, cellular component: nucleus. The coding region runs from base 1 to 2892 and encodes 963 amino acids.
AUGGCGAGGAGAAAACAGAGAGAACCCAGGAAAUCUGCAGCCUACCUUCCAAUGGUCGAAAUUCAAUCAGCCACUUUGGAAGACGAGCGACUUCAAGAUGAGAGUAUUGCAUUAGAUGACCAUGAAGAAUACAUACUCCAUGAGGAAGAGGAUACAAAAGAGUCUCUGAGAUUCCAGGACUCCCCUAACAGUAAUGGCACCAACCCAGAUCCUGGCUAUCUUUCCCCACUCAGUGACACCAGCGAUCAGAUCCCUGAUUUUAAGAGCAUUUCUUCAAAAGAAGGACAUGAAGAGGACGAAGCACAGAGCAGCUCGAAUAACAGCAUUCUGGAUAACCUAGCUCGGACAAAAGCCAUCUGUGCCAGCCUGAUCUCUGAUACCUCCUGGUCCAAUGUCGUGAUGAAUAUCAUGAAAAGCAGGUCAACUACAGCCAUGACCAAUACCAAUGGCGAUAAGAUUAUUAACAGACCAAUCAAUCACAAUGGAAAUAUCCUUAAUGGAAAGCCAGAAAGCAGUUCAAACGGCUGCACAAUUAAUAACUGCAACAUUAAGGCUUCUAAUGGUGCUAGUGUAGUUUAUGAUUGGCAUCAAGCCGCUGUAGCUAAAACACUCCAGCAAACUCAUCACCACUUAUCACCAGAGCCAAGCUUGUUCAGCACGGUGCAGCUCUACCGACAAAACCACAAACUCUAUGGCUCCCUUUUGACUGGUGCCAGCAAGUUCAGGUGCAAGGACUGCAGUGCUGCAUACGACACACUAGUAGCUCUUACAGUUCACAUGAACGAUACUGGUCAUUACCAUGAUGACAACCAAGAGAAAGAAGAUGAGAAUAAUGGCAAACAAUGGUCGAAGCCUCGCAAGCGUUCAUUGUUGGAGAUGGAAGGCAAAGAGGAUGCGCAGAAAGUACUGAAGUGCAUGUUCUGUGGCCAUUCCUUUGAGUCUCUACAGGACUUGAGUGUCCACAUGAUUAAAACUAAACAUUACCAGAAAGUGCCUCUUAAAGAGCCUGUGCCAGCCUUGACCACCAAACUGGUGCCACCUGGCAAAAAAAAAUUCCUUCAUAAUUCCCUAAUUUCCCCUUGUUCCCCAAAGUCAGUGACAUGUUCUAGCAGAGUGGCUUCAGUGGUUCAAAUGAAGGGCACUGUUAACCCUUAUGUAACAGCAAACAAUCGCUAUGGCUAUCAGAAUGGUGCAAGUUACACUUGGCAGUUUGAGGAGCGCAAAGCACAAAUUCUGAAGUGCAUGGAGUGUGGAAGCUCCCAUGAUACACUGCAGCAACUCACAGCCCACAUGAUGGUCACGGGUCACUUCCUGAAGAUCAAAACCACUGCACUGAAGAAAGGAAAGCAGCUAAUGUUUGACCAGAAUAUGGAGGAAAACAUACAGUCAAUUCCAUUACCUCCUACCACCGAUGUUCUUAAAUUCCAGUCAGUGUCUCCUGCACUAUCUUCUGGUUCAGAGGCCAAGAAGGAAAUGGAAGAAGGUAGUGAAUCCAUGGAGAAAAAGAUCAAGGAGGAGAUGGAACAGAUCAGUAUGGAUUCCACAUUAUACAAGUACCUUAGAGAGGAAGACCUUGAGAAGACUACAGAAGGAGGGGUAGACAUUCUGAAGUCUCUGGAGAACACAGUGUCCAGUGCCAUCAGUAAAGCUCAGACAGGUAUGCCCACCUGGGGAGGGUACUCUAGCAUCCAUGCUGCUUAUCAGCUUCAGGGACCUGUAAAGCCAUCUAUACUUCCUCCAGUGGUUCAAAGUGUGCAGAUAAUCAACAACAGUAACCUUCAAUCACUUGACCCUGAUCCUGGAUCACCCACUUACACGCCCCCCAGACACUCAUUGCCUCUGUCUCUCAGGAACAAUGGAUCUACCAUGGAGGAGCUAGUGGAGAAGGUCUCAGGAAUGACCUCGGUAAAGAAAGAGAAGGAAGAAAGAACGGAGAGUGCAGAUGCGGCCAAAUCAACAUUACUGUUACUGAGAGGAAACAAAGUUCGUGUUGAUACAAAGGCCAAUGGAAGUAUGUGUAAAGUGGAACCUAUGGAGAUGUUAGUAGAAAGCCAGAAUAAGAACCAUUGUCUCGAAUUAGGCAAAUCACCCACUGAUAAUGGCCACAGUUUUAAAUUGGUCAAUGAUCAUUCAUCUGAGAGGCCUUUUAUCAGCCCUCUUAAUUCACUACAGUUAGUCAUGAACACACACCUUCCCAAAGCCUCCAAGGUGGUCAGCUCCUCCUCUGAUACAGUCUCUAUGUUAUACAAGAUGAGCAACAAGGUGGUAGACAAAACCGCCCACCAUUCAUCAUCUGGGAUGCUUGACACAGAUUUCUACAAGGGCAGUGACCAGCCUAUAGAUCUGAGAAAAUGCAAAAGCAAUCCUCUAAACCUAGGUGAAAAUGCCCUUACGGACAUCUCAGACAUGGUAAACAGCCUCACUAGUCAGCUCACUCCUGAUUCCUCCACUCCACCAUGCCUUUUAGCAAACUCUGACACUGAUGGAAUUUCCUGCGAGGAUCCAAUGGAGAAGAUUUCUUCCACACAGAAGCCAAAAGGUCGUCAGUCCACCUGGAACCCUCAGCAUCUUCUCAUUCUUCAGGCUGAGUUCGCUUCCAGCCUAAGACAGACUCCAGAAGGUUGCUACAUUGUAACAGACCUGUGUCCUUAUGAACGUGUGAAAAUCUGCAAGUUCACAGGUCUUUUAAUGACCACCGUUUCACACUGGCUUGCUAAUGUGAAGUACCAAUUGCGGAGAACUGGAGGGACCAAGUUUCUGAAGAAUCUGGACUCCAGGAAUCCAGUGUUUCUUUGUGGAGAGUGUGAUUCAAAAUUCAGGACUCCUUCUGCUUACGUUAACCAUCUGGAGUCUCACCUUGGCUUUAGCCUCAAGGAAAUGUCCAGCAGGUGA